Molecule: messenger RNA, 669 nt
Organism: Trypanosoma conorhini
Lineage: Eukaryota; Euglenozoa; Kinetoplastea; Trypanosomatida; Trypanosomatidae
Exons: 1
Coding region: 1-669 (222 amino acids)
Biological process (GO): endoplasmic reticulum unfolded protein response; retrograde protein transport, ER to cytosol
Cellular component (GO): endoplasmic reticulum lumen
Source: RefSeq, a predicted model, not a curated record
AUGCCGCGGGAAGCUGUUCUGUGGUUUGUAUUUGCUGCUACUGUGCUCCUCAGUUGCGUGUCGGCCGAGGAAUGCGCAAUAGCGAGACGGUUGCGUGAGAAUGAGAAUAGGCUUUUCCUUGGCCUCCGCCCCCCGGAGGGCUUAAAAAUGGCCCAUACGGGCUGCAUCAGGUGGUUUGGGGGCUACUGGAGCUACGAGUUGUGUCCGGGACGGUGGGUUCGGCAGUACCACGAGGUCAAGCAUGUGAUAGUGGAGGAGCACAUUCUCGGUGUGCAGCACCAGUGGCGCCUCAGAGACAAGGUGGGGUCGCAGCUCCUGCAGUACAGCGAUGGGACUCAAACCAUACCAGACCGGCUGUUGAAGGCUGGGACGACCCUUGAUGAGGGAAAUUCAUUGUAUUCAUGCGCCAAGAAAGGUACGGAGGCUCGUGUGAAACAAGUAGACGUGACGUAUCCUGAGGGUUCUCCGUGUGAGACGGGCUUUCGGCGCUCUUCUUUGUUGCAUUUCGUGUGCAAUGAAGAUGCCCACAUUCCUGUUGUAACCCUGAAAGAGCCCUCCUUCUGCGAGUAUGAUAUUACUGUUGUGGCCGCAACGAUUUGCGAGGCGAUGUUUAGAGUUUCCAAAGUAGUUCUUGAUCUGGUUGAUGCAGACAUGAAGUUUGCCGUUUAA